AUGUCUCUAUCGAAAGUUGAGGACCCGAAUAAAGUGGCUGCGGCUGCUGUAGUCCAGCAGAGCGAUAAUGUUGCGCAUGCUUUGGCGGGCGCUGGGGGUGGUGUACUUUCCAUGAUUUUGACGUACCCGCUUAUUACUCUCUCAACUCGAGCGCAAGUCGAGUCUAAGCGUGCACAGUCAUCGACGAUUGAUGCCAUUCGCCGAAUCGUGCAAAGGGAGGGAAUUACCGGCCUAUACUCGGGCCUAGAGUCAGCGCUGUUCGGUAUCAGUGUCACAAACUUUGUGUACUAUUACUGGUAUGAGUGGACUCGUUCAGCGUUUGAGAACGCAGCCGCAAAGGCAGGUCGCUCAAAGAAGCUAUCAACAUCUGAAUCCAUGAUUGCCGGAGCCAUUGCGGGGAGUGCCACGGUUUUGAUAACCAACCCCAUCUGGGUGAUCAACACCAGGAUGACUGCGCGAAAGUCUGGGGCGGAUGAGCAGUCGCUACCUGGUGCUUCCAAGAAGCAACGGGCGUCCACAUUCAGCACACUGAUGGAGCUGCUUCAGAAGGAGGGUCCAACUGCUCUUUUCGCUGGUGUCUUGCCUGCUCUCAUCCUCGUGAUCAACCCUAUUCUACAGUAUACCAUUUUUGAGCAGCUGAAGAACGCGGUGGAGCGGCGGCGACGCAUGACACCGAAGGAUGCGUUUUACCUCGGUGCCCUGGGCAAGAUCCUGGCCACCUCGAUAACGUACCCAUACAUUACAGUCAAGAGUCAGAUGCAUGUCGCAAGUAAAGACGGGCCUAAGGAGAGCCUGAAUGGAAGCCUGAAGCGAAUUAUCAGAGAAGAAGGGUACACGGGUUUAUACAAAGGGAUCGGGCCCAAGGUCACCCAGAGUGCCAUCACGGCAGCAUUCUUGUUUGCGUUCAAGGACGUUCUAUAUGAGUUGAUGGUGUCCCUUAGGCGGAGGGGCCGCAUUUCCAAGUAG
Messenger RNA from Aspergillus calidoustus, 966 nucleotides. Lineage: Eukaryota; Fungi; Ascomycota; Eurotiomycetes; Eurotiales; Aspergillaceae. The record is from the annotation of a GenBank genome assembly.